This is a messenger RNA of Xylaria bambusicola, 1471 nucleotides long. RefSeq names its product glycosyltransferase family 25 protein. Bases 154 to 1302 code for a protein of 382 amino acids. Lineage: Eukaryota; Fungi; Ascomycota; Sordariomycetes; Xylariales; Xylariaceae. The transcript has 3 exons. The record is from RefSeq and is a predicted model, not a curated record.
CGAACACGAAUUGUAACCCAACUAUUUGAAUUUAUUAUCCGCGCUUCCUUGCGAAAUCCCUAAGCCUAUAGGUAUAAUAAGGUCCCAAAUCUAUGAUAUAGGCUGUGGCGUGUUUCGAGGAAUUGUUAACUCAAAUUUUAACGUCAACUAAUCAUGAUAACUUCCAUUCAACCCUUCAUCCAAUACUUCCUUCGCCUUGGCAAACUUGCCAAGUUUAAUAUGCUUCCCUUAAUACACAAGAACAUACCACGCGGGCGUGUAUAUCUCGUUCUUUUGAGCCUCGCCUUGAUUGCUAUAGUAUUAGUAUUUCGAUCCCUUCAGACCACAGAUCAUGCUAAGCUGUUGCCACUGGCUGCCAUGUCGAAUAUCUCACCAAGAGACCUGGCAGCUAAUGGAACCCUUGGUUUUCAUAAGAUCCUAGCCCUAUCAACUGGACCGAGCUGGCGCACUCGAGGUCUUGACGCCGCCGCACAGCUUACCGGUCUACAGAUCACUAUACCACCUCAACCCCGCAACCCGCCGGAACUUAUCAGUGCGUUUGCUAGCAUUGGCAAAGAGCAAGGUGCAACUCUGCCACGUCUUGGGUCGGCUACGGCGUGGAUGGCACAUCUUGAUCUACUCAAAUACGUUGUCGCCUCGGAGCUAACAACUGCAUUUAUCGUAGAGGACGAUGUCGAUUGGGAUGUAAGGAUCAAAGAGCAAACAAAACUAAUAUCAGACAACGUCCGGCUUCAUACGGGGACGUCGGCCGAAGACACAACACCCUACGGCACCGAGUGGGAUGUCCUAUGGCUCGGGCAUUGCGGCUCGUUGAUUGCCGACGGGAUGCCGGAGCCGCGCUCAUACGGCGAUUAUUCCCGAUGCGAGACGGCUCUCUACUCGGGAUGGUCGAAGCAAUUUUUGCGUGAGAAGUUGGCGGAGAACCAUCGACUGGUGCAGACGUCUAUACAGACCGUGUGCACUUUUGGAUACGGUGUGACCAAGAGCAGCGCGCAGAAAGUCUUGAGUUUGGUGGGCACAGGGGCAGAUGAAGCUUUUGAUGUGAGUCUAUCGGCACACUGCCGAGCGGGUGAGUUGCGAUGCUUGGUGGUCAACCCCCAGGUAUUCAACCAUUACGAGCCACCGGCUGGGCAUGGCUACCUGAGCCACGUUCAUGUUGGCGACGGACAGGGGAAUGCGGCAUCCGAAAAGGCAGAAGCUGAGUUCGAACGCGAGAUGGGCACUACAGGCAACAUUAUGAAAAGUGCUCGGUGUGAAGCACUCUUCCACAAGACUUGUAUGAGACCUCCAUCGGAGAUAUGAUAGGACGAUAUAAUCAAAGGGGAGUGCAAGUACCUAUUCCGAUUCAAUUUCAGUUAGGUUGUCGUAAUGUGCUCUAUAUGGUGAAAUCUGGGUUUGACUUGUCUGAGGCAUAGUAAAAUGUCGUUUCUUGUAAACCUGGGUGAUCAAUUAAGGGGUCGUCAUAUCUAUU